Pelobates fuscus (common spadefoot toad) is the source of this 1936-nucleotide messenger RNA. RefSeq names its product transmembrane protein 263 (gene TMEM263). NCBI's taxonomy places the organism in Eukaryota, Metazoa, Chordata, Amphibia, Anura, Pelobatidae. The transcript has 3 exons. The coding region runs from base 174 to 518 and encodes 114 amino acids. The record is from RefSeq and is a predicted model, not a curated record.
UGCGUCAGGCGCCACGUCUGCAGCGGCCGGACAGUGCUAGAGAGCCUACAGCCAGGGAGCCAGCCAGCGAGGGAGCUCUGUGACCAGCCUAGUGCAGCGACUGGCAGCGUGAGGGAGCUCUGUGCGGAUUGCAGUGCAGCGACUGGAGCCUGGGGAUACCUGCAGCCGGAAUAAUGAAUCAGACCGAAAAAACUGAAGAAGAGGUCCCAUCUUAUCUGCGAGAUGAGGCACCAGAAGAUAAUGUCAAAGAUCAUCCUCAGCAGCAACCUGGUAUGAUUUCCCGUGUAACAGGUGGCAUUUUCAGCAUCACCAAAGGAGCUGUUGGAGCCACCAUAGGAGGUGUCGCCUGGAUCGGAGGAAAAAGUUAUGAAGUGACCAAAACAGCGGUCACAUCUGUACCUAGUAUAGGUGUUGGAAUUGUCAAAGGUGGAGUGUCUGCUGUCACUGGUAGUGUUGCUGCCAUGGGAUCUGUUGUCUCCAGUAAAGUGAGCGGAAAAAAGAAAGACAAGUCUGACUGAUUCAAGAACUCUUAUUUUCUUUCUAAGUGAGAGCUAACCCCAGCCGUGAUAUUUGACUUCUGGGACUAGUUGAGCAACAGCCACACUACAUAAGACUUUUAUAUUAAUAAUGCUGUUGUGGCUGUUGGUGUAAGCACAUGAAAUCACAGAAGAAAAGCCAUGAUCUCAGACUAUGAAGGUUCAUUCAUACUGCAGUUCAUUUGUUACAUUGUAAUACUCCAAACCAAAUCAUGUGUAUGAAGGUGGGGGAAAAAACAACCUAGUUUCAAUAUUCAGUUGCAAAAUGCAAUUUGUUAGAUCUGCUAUGUGCAUUUGUGAGUGUGUGGGAUUGUGUGGUUUUUGAUUCAUAUUACUGUUCUGCACCAUAAUGUAGUCCCGGCUGGCUGCAUCUAAUUGCUCUUUUUUUUCUGUUUGACUGUAAGACAUAGGUCAGAUUAGCACAUGCAUAAAUGAGUAGAAAUGAAUCCUAACUAGGAAAGGUUUUUUUUUUUUUUUUUUUAUAUUCCUCCGCUUCAGAACCAAUGAAAUUGUGGGUGAAUCCAAAAAGUUGAAAAAAAAAAUAUUAAAAAAAGGCUGCAUUUUAAGGGUCACUUGAGCUGUAUUUUUAUAGGUGUCCAACAAUUUCAAUUCUUGUAGCUACAAAUUGAAAUUUUUUUUUUUCAAUUUAUGUUUGUAAUACAAUAAAAUUUGGUUAGUCCGUGCAUUAGGAGCAAUAGUUUUUUCUCUGCCUAUAUUUUCUUUUUAGUUGCUGCUUGACUAGUUUUGUGCACCUUUCUUGGAAUUUUUUUUUUUUUUGCUUGUAAUUUAUUAUUGUAAGACUUAAAAUCACAUUUUAUUUUAAUUGUGAUCACGUUUUAGUCCUAUUUUCUGCAGAUGUUAGUGCCUUAUAGCGUAAAAAAAAAAAAUCUUAACCUCAGGAACACUACAUGUUUUUUGUUUUUUUCCUACACAGACUGCCCCGUGACAUUUGAUCUUUCAUAGUUUAAAAAUCCAUUUGAACACUCCUUAUACAAUUGUUAUGUAAACCAGGACUUCUUUUACUAGUGUCAUUGAAUAUGAAGGUCCAGUUCCAGUGGGGAUAUUUAUAGAAUAUGGACUGUUCUGACCAGCGUUGAUGAGAUGUUUGUUUUUUUAAAUAUAUAUACUUUGAAAAUUAGCUUGCUUGCGCUCUUUAUAUACAGCAUAUAUUUACUGUAUAUUUUUAUGCGUAAUUUUACUGCAGAAUGCUCAGUCGGCGUGCAAUGUCAUGUUCUGUUAUCAGCCAAUGUGUUUUUUUUUUUUUUUUGUGUUUGGUUUUUUUUGUUGUAUUUUUAAUAUUCUUUUCAGAAUUGUGUGAAGAUCUUCGACCACUUGAACUGUGAAUCGUGGUGAGAAUUAAAAAUAAAGGUUGUGCCUAAAUAAUGUAUUUUGUUUUUCUG